This is a messenger RNA of Ilex paraguariensis (yerba mate), 1566 nucleotides long. NCBI's taxonomy places the organism in Eukaryota, Viridiplantae, Streptophyta, Magnoliopsida, Aquifoliales, Aquifoliaceae. The record is from the annotation of a GenBank genome assembly.
AUGGUUGCGGAUCUUGCGGGUCCUGCGUACAAAUUGGAACUGACUUCUCCUGUUCCAUCUGUUGGUAUGCAGCCAAAAGCAACCUUAAAGUUCCCCCUUGGUGAAGUUUCACUUGAGGAUAAAGUGGAGGAGGAAGAGGAAGCAAAGAGAAUGUUGUCACUAAAUGGGAUCCUAAAAGGUUAUAUCCUAAAUGGAGUUUGCAAUGCUGAAUACAAGGAUAAAAGUUUGAAUUUUACAUACUCGUAUAAGGAUGAGCAAAUGGCUUUCAUUCCACACAUUUCUCUACCGUCAAAUUCAUUGUCAUUUGCAUUCAAGCGGCAGUUUGGUCCUUCAGACAAGUUGAGCUACUGGUACAAUUUUGAAUCGUGCAACUGGAGUGCAGUUUAUAAACACACAGUUGGCAAGGAAUUCAAACUUAAAGCUGGUUAUGAUUCAGAGGUGCGGCUUGGCUGGGCAUCUCUUUGGGCACAACAAGGAGAGGUGUCAAUGGUUGCGGAUCUUGCGGGUCCUGCGUACAAAUUGGAACUGACUUCUCCUGUUCCAUCUGUUGGUAUGCAGCCAAAAGCAACCUUAAAGUUCCCCCUUGGUGAAGUUUCACUUGAGGAUAAAGUGGAGGAGGAAGAGGAAGCAAAGAGAAUGUUGUCACUAAAUGGGAUCCUAAAAGGUUAUAUCCUAAAUGGAGUUUGCAAUGCUGAAUACAAGGAUAAAAGUUUGAAUUUUACAUACUCGUAUAAGGAUGAGCAAAUGGCUUUCAUUCCACACAUUUCUCUACCGUCAAAUUCAUUGUCAUUUGCAUUCAAGCGGCAGUUUGGUCCUUCAGACAAGUUGAGCUACUGGUACAAUUUUGAAUCGUGCAACUGGAGUGCAGUUUAUAAACACACAGUUGGCAAGGAAUUCAAACUUAAAGCUGGUUAUGAUUCAGAGGUGCGGCUUGGCUGGGCAUCUCUUUGGGCACAACAAGGAGAGGUGGCAAUGGUUGCGGAUCUUGCGGGUCCUGCGUACAAAUUGGAACUGACUUCUCCUGUUCCAUCUGUUGGUAUGCAGCCAAAAGCAACCUUAAAGUUCCCCCUUGGUGAAGUUUCACUUGAGGAUAAAGUGGAGGAGGAAGAGGAAGCAAAGAGAAUGUUGUCACUAAAUGGGAUCCUAAAAGGUUAUAUCCUAAAUGGAGUUUGCAAUGCUGAAUACAAGGAUAAAAGUUUGAAUUUUACAUACUCGUAUAAGGAUGAGCAAAUGGCUUUCAUUCCACACAUUUCUCUACCGUCAAAUUCAUUGUCAUUUGCAUUCAAGCGGCAGUUUGGUCCUUCAGACAAGUUGAGCUACUGGUACAAUUUUGAAUCGAGCAACUGGAGUGCAGUUUAUAAACACACAGUUGGCAAGGAAUUCAAACUUAAAGCUGGUUAUGAUUCAGAGGUGCGGCUUGGCUGGGCAUCUCUUUGGCACAUUUUCUUAUUUUUGUGUGCUUUCUAUGUUCUAUUUUAUUCUUCGGGUGAUAAAGUUGUCGGUGGUGCUAACAAUCACCAAGCACAUUCUACCCCGGAGGCUGCUAGUCAGUCCCGUCCUUUGUAG